AUGGGCGCUCAUGGACUUGACCCCGAAAAGGCUCCCGCGAGUGUAGAGAGAGAUGAUACUGCCUCACGACUGACAGACGCAAAACGCCGCACCCGCUUCACACUAGCGCUUUUGACCGUAUUCGUACUCUGGGUUCUUACGAUCUCGUCGCCAUAUACUGCACUGUGCGCUACUCGUGCACCCUCUAGCAACAUCGAGCACUUGCAGAAUGAUGGAAUGAGUGUCUACUCUGAACAUCGGUUCUACCAUACCUUCUCCCGAGUACCCGACCACAUGUGCCCCAGUGUUGUCCCUGGAACUCCUUCAUACAGCGGCUACAUCGGCGUACGGGGUGAUAGUGAAGAUAGCCCAAGACGAACAUUCUUCUGGUACUUCGAAGCUGAAGAGAACGCUGCAGAUGCGCCGCUUAUUCUUUCCUUCGGUGGCGGCCCAGGUACGACGGGUAUGGCCAACUCCAUGCUCGGUCUCGCGCAUUGUAGGAUCACUGAGAACGGAACGGUGGCCAAUCCCAACCGAUGGACGCAAAAGUACAACCUUCUGGCUAUGGAGCACCCCGUCGGGACUGGUUUCUCGUAUGGUCUCAGUGUCAACAAUUCAGUCGACGCCGCGCAUGAUGCGUAUGACUUCCUGCAGAAGUUCCUCGUGUCGGUCCCUCAUUUGAUCAAGAACAAGUUCGUCAUUACUACCGGUUCUUAUGGAGGGACAUAUGCACCCGUGCUGAGUUCCGUCAUCCACGAGAACAACAAAGCCAUUGCGCGGGGUGAAGGGAUCCCUGGUGCGGCACCAAUCAACCUCGAAUCCGUGAUGAUCAGCAAUCCUUUCUCGGACCCAGUACGAUGGUUUCAGUGGCUUCUUCACUACAGAUGCGAGCUACACAGCGUUUACAACGAGACAACGUGUGCAGAGAUGUAUGCUAAGCUUCCCGGAUGCCUUGAAGAGCUCGACUAUGCCCUACAGAACUCUACGGUGGAGACACGCACGCAUGCGCAAGAUAUCUGUAUUGAACUUGCAAUUGGCGAUCGACAUGGUACGAUGUCAGAGGACAUUCGUAAGACGUGCGUCCCAGACGAUGCGGACGACCCUAUUGAUGCAUGCUAUCCUGAACCUCUGCGAUGGAUGAACGACUUCUUUCGAAAGAACGAGACAAAGGAAGCCUUGAACGUGCCGGAAGGUGUCGAGUUUCAGGCAUUGAAUAUUGACAUUAACCGGGCAUUCCAGGAGUAUGGAGAUCGCAUACAUCCAUACCACAAGUUGUAUGAACCGCUCCUCGCAGACGGCGUACGGCUCUUGCAUCACGUUGGGAUGCAAGAUGCGAAUUGCGCCCAUCCCGGAACAUUGUCCUUCCUAAAGCUCUUGAAAUCUCCAUCAUCCGAGCAGUUCCGCACGGCUAAUGAUGUGCCGUGGUUCACGGACGGCAAACCGUCUGGGACAGUGCGCGUUUCUGGCCCUGGCGGAGCUGGUCAGCUUACGUACCUCACGUACAAUGAUGCAGGGCACUUUGUCGCAUGGGAUCAGAACCGAGAGACUAAAUAUGUCGUUGAGCACUGGAUCGACAAUGAGCCAUUCGUCUAG
Molecule: messenger RNA, 1572 nt
Organism: Peniophora sp. CBMAI 1063
Lineage: Eukaryota; Fungi; Basidiomycota; Agaricomycetes; Russulales; Peniophoraceae
Source: the annotation of a GenBank genome assembly